UGGGUCUCUCUGCAAUUGCCGAUACCUCCUCGUCGCUGACCUAACCCAUACCUUAAAUCCUUCUCUUUCAUCGCUUUCGUAUUCCGAUCCGUUCUCCAGCAUGGACGAAUACCACCCACAAGAAGACGAUCGAAUGACUCAAUCCAGAAGGAUGUCGCUGGAUUCCGAAGACGAUAUGACCGAUCUACUCUCUUCCGCCUCUCCCCCAGGACGAUUAAAACGCAGCAGAAACACAAAUACGCGGCUUCCUCAUCCGAUCCAUACCCCAAGCAGUCCCACGUCCUCGACAAUACCGCCCAGUUUACUCGCAUCGGCUCCGACCUCACCCCCGACUCCAGCCCCCAGCCCGACCCCGACACAGCGGGCGCCAGACUGGAGAACCGCCGCGGAACAUGAGAAUGCGAACUUCAGCAACAUACGGAUGUUGUUCACCGACAUGGGAGACCCGGAGAAACAGCGUCUGCUGGCAGAGCUGUUGAAUAUGUGUAACAGCAAGCAAUUGGUAUUCGUCCACGAGUUUGUGAGCCCGCUGCUGAAGAAGGACCCAUUUACAACUCUACCGGACGAGCUUUGCAUCAAGAUCCUAACCUCUGUCGAUUAUCACACACUUUCGCAAUGCGAACGGGUCUCUCGACGCUGGCGGCAGCUCGCGAAAGACGAAGAGCUUUGGAAGCUUCAAAAUGAGAAGCGAGGCUAUCUAGACCGUCAGGCAUCACAUCCCAACCGAACGACAACACCAUCAUCGUCUCUUUUCCCCUUCCCCAUGUCCAGCAUGCCCAACAUGUCCAGCAGCGCACGUCGUCCUGGCCCACAGGAUCACGUGCAGGACGAUCCCGUGCCUUCCCCAUCCAUGGUCUUGGCAGGCGGCAACACCCGGCCUGGCCCCGCACAUAUGCAAUCCGCACCGACACAGGCACCAGCACAAACGCAAGCACUGCCCGGCCAACAAGUAUCAGGGUCAGGAUUUGGCCACACUUCUACUACCCCCUCUGGCCCGGACUUGAGGACCCAGAGUCUCGACAGAAAUCGCGGCUCACGAUCACUCCGCCGCCGUCCAAAGGCCAUGUCCUACCGCAGCCACUUCAAGCAAAGAUAUCUGGUGGAGCAGGCCUGGAGGACUGGUGGAAAAUGCGACCAUCGUCAGAUUACCCCAGACCAGGGCGUGGUGACCAGCCUGCAUUUGACGGAGAAGUACAUCGUUGUUGCUCUGGACAAUGCCAAGAUCCAUGUUUUCGAUACCGAUGGUGCCCAUCAGAAGACCCUCCAAGGCCAUGUCAUGGGCGUUUGGGCAAUGAUUCCUUGGGACAAUAUCCUCGUUAGCGGUGGCUGCGACCGGGAUGUGCGGGUAUGGAACAUGGCGACUGGCGCGAGUAUCCAUGUCCUUCGAGGACAUACCUCGACCGUUCGCUGCCUAAAAAUGGCCGACUCCACGACGGCCAUUUCCGGUUCCAGAGACACCACGCUCCGCAUAUGGGAUAUUGCCAAGGGUGUCUGCAAGCAUGUCCUAGUGGGACAUCAGGCAAGUGUUCGCUGUUUGGAGAUCCACGGAGACUUGAUUGUGUCCGGGAGCUAUGACACCACAGCACGCAUCUGGAGCAUAUCAGAAGGGAGAUGCCUGCGAACAUUGACCGGCCAUUUCAGUCAAAUAUAUGCCAUCGCUUUCGACGGAAAAAGGGUAGCCACUGGCAGUUUAGAUACGAGCGUUCGGAUAUGGGACCCUUAUGAUGGUAAAUGCUUACAUGUCCUGCAAGGGCAUACAUCUCUAGUCGGUCAACUACAGAUGCGCGGUGAUAUCCUGGUUACGGGAGGCUCGGACGGCUCGGUCCGUGUCUGGUCGCUCACCGAAUUCCAAGCGAUCCACCGCCUUGCAGCCCACGAUAACUCGGUCACUAGUCUACAGUUCGACGACAAUCGCAUCGUGUCUGGUGGCUCCGAUGGACGCGUGAAAGUCUGGGACCUGAAGACGGGGACCCUUGUCCGCGAGCUGACCAAGCCUACCGAGGCUGUUUGGCGCGUUGCGUUUGAGGACGAGAAGGCGGUCAUCAUGGCCUGUCGGAAUUCCAAGACUUUUAUGGAGGUGAGUCAAGCUAGUGGCCGCUCUCUAGGGCCUUUUCACUAAACCCAAUCUAGGUUUGGUCUUUCUCUCCACCUGAAGACGAGAUUCAUGACGAAA
This is a messenger RNA of Eremomyces bilateralis CBS 781.70, 2173 nucleotides long. RefSeq names its product WD40 repeat-like protein. The transcript has 4 exons. Gene Ontology annotation, molecular function: protein binding. The coding region runs from base 101 to 2119 and encodes 672 amino acids. NCBI's taxonomy places the organism in Eukaryota, Fungi, Ascomycota, Dothideomycetes, Eremomycetales, Eremomycetaceae. The record is from RefSeq and is a predicted model, not a curated record.